GUCUAGAAAAGCGCGUUCAGUUCAAUUUUGACUUGUCACCGUUCAGCACCGAACGUUAUAGGUCGUUCGGUGAAACAUAAUUAGUGUUAUUGGCAGUGAUCAGUGUUUGCCCCUAAACGAAUACUGCAACUACGUAGUUAUAAGGUAAUUUAAAAAAUAAGGAUGAAGUGGUCAUUAACUGUAGCAGUAUGCCUUCUGAGCUUGCAUGGAUCCGAAGCUUGGGCUACCCAACGACAUCUGGAAGAAGACCAUGAGAACGAAAUUCCUUCUCGAAAAUUCCACCACAAGAAGGCCGGUCCACCAGAUCACAACAAAUUGGUUGAGAUGGCACGAUAUGUGAUGCACAACUGUGAUUGGGUGUCUAUAGCUACCAUAUCAACACAACCGGCUAUCUCGGGUUUUCCUUUCACAAAUGUUAAAUCCAUAGUGGAUGGCUCAAUGGCUAAUUCUACCGGCAUGCCGUACUUUUACAUGUCACCUUUGGACUUUACUGCACGCGAUUUAACGAAAAACACACGUGCAACAGUCCUCGUGUCCCUCGAAGAGACGCGAUACUGCGAAAGCCAAAAGUGGGACCCUGAGGACCCGCGCUGCACCAGACUCAUGCUGUCGGGCAAAAUGAAGAAGGUUAAAGAAGGCACCCCGGAAUACACUUUCGCUAAAGCUGCGUUGUUUGAAAGGCACCCAGCUAUGGCACAUUUUCCCCCUGAUCACAAUUGGUUCGUAGCUAAGAUGAAGAUAGCUCAAAUCGCAAUGGUGGACUGGUUCGGAGGUGCUAAAUAUGUCUCCGUAAAAGACUAUCUCGCGUACAACUACACCGGCGAGGAAGUAUUGCACUACUACAAUCGUUUGCACUUGUAAUACCAUCUUCAUUAUUAUUUGUAUAGUCGAGAACGUUUAUUUCCUACCCAUGGUGAAAUUUCAUUUGACGCCCACAAUUAGUUCAAAAACUUGUACACAGCAACAUACAUACCUGCUAAAUUAUAGCUCCUAUGGUGACAGAUGGCUGUACGAUAUUUGUCCUAAGUGGGAAGCAUAUUUAAUUCUUCAACUGUACCAUAGUAACAAUUGAACCUGUAUUGUAUCUUUUAUAACGGUGAUAUCAUAGGUACUAUUGUAGUGUUCCUUUUUAGUACUGUAAUGUAGUACGUACUAAAUUACAAAAAACAAAUUAAAUCUAAGGACAAUGUGGUAAAAGUUAGUUUUGCUAUUUUGUUUUGUACACAGACCGUUGGUUGUUUUCUGAGACCAAAAUCUAUAUCAAACAUGACAAUAUCAUUCCUGUCAUUAUUUUUGAUAAAACAGAGAUAACAAUAUUUUAUAAACGGGCAUUGUGGUCUCUGAAACCUACGACCAAAUGAAUGAUUAAAGUAAGGUGCGAACCCAUUAGAAAUAAACCAGGAGUCAUGGGUACAAUUAAACAAAAAUACGACAGUUCACGGGGAAAAAAGUGGAUAGAAAGAAAAAAAGAGGAUAGAAUAAAGAAAUGUCCGCCAAACACUUACUUCGUCAGAAGAAAAAAUCUAUUGUGAUAUUUUAUUCUAUCACAAAUAAAAAAAUAACGCAAUAAUGUUUUUACCUUAAGCAAUAAUUUAAAAUCGAAUAAUGUUGAUUCCAUUUAAAUAAGCGAAAAAAGACGAGUAUAGAGUAAUAGUCAAACCAUUUCUCUUACAUGGGUAAAGGUAUGAUCUUUG
Messenger RNA from Papilio machaon (common yellow swallowtail), 1694 nucleotides. It is a transcript of the gene CREG, whose product is annotated as protein CREG1. The transcript has 6 exons. Bases 163 to 861 code for a protein of 232 amino acids. Lineage: Eukaryota; Metazoa; Arthropoda; Insecta; Lepidoptera; Papilionidae. The record is from RefSeq and is a predicted model, not a curated record.